UCACGUGAUACAUAAAUGGAGAAAAUGGCGUUUUAGUUUUUGUAGAUAUUUUCCUGUCAAGAAACUUUAAGUUUUUGUUAUUUGAAUAAUACUUGAUAUACUGUACAUUAUAGUCAUAUACAACGCACGUAAGGAGGCCUAAUUUUAAAUGAAGAAAAAAAAGAGUGUGUUUAUUUUCAUUGCCAUUGGAAGGAAGCAGGUAUGCACGUCAAGAGACAGUCCUGGACGAAAACGUGAUGUUACUUGAACGUGUCAGGGCGGUCCAUGGCCAGAAAAAAGAUUCAACAGGCAGACAAAUUGAUGAUGAUCAUGUAAUUACAGACCACAACCGAUGGACAGAGAAUCUUGUGAUGAUCGUAAGAAAAGUAAACAUGACGUUGUUUCACUCAGUAAAUUUACAACCCAGAUAACUCAAUAUGUAGCAAACCUUUUUGAUAAAGCUAAAUACAGUGAUAUCCAGAUUAUUCUAAGAGACGGUCAUCAGAUAAAUGGUCAUAAAUUAGUUUUAUCGGCUCAGGGUGAUAAUUGGGGUGUGGCUGAUCUUCAUCUAGUUGAUGAGUUAGAUUUAACAGAUUUAGAAUAUGAAGUUGGUUAUACGAUGAUAAAAUGGCUUUAUACCGAUGAAGUUGAUAAAAGUUUAAAUAUUGAAGACCAGGAAAGAUUUACCAUAGAAUUGAUGAAACAGGCAUCCAGAUUUAAACUCCAUGAUUUAUAUAAAAGAUGUGAAGAAGAUUUAAUUAGUUGUUUAACCAGUGAAAACAGUCAGACAUUUUAUCAGCUGGCAGCAGAAUUAUCAGCUCAAAAAUUAAAAUAUUCGUGUUUACAGAUUUUGUCUUCUACGAAGGAAGAUGAGAAUGAAAGGGAAGAAAUUACUCCAGUCAAGAUGGUGGCCACACAGUUGGACGAUUCACCUGAAACCGGAACGUAUACUGAGAAGCAGAAACACUUUUCUUGUAAUAUUUGCCUUAAAUCAUUUGGAUAUCAGCGACUCCUUAAAUUACACGUCAAGAGACAUUCUGCAGUGAAACCAUUCCGAUGUGAAUUAUGCCCUGAAACGUUUCUGUUCUCCAGUCAUUUAACGGAACAUGUGUUAAUGCAUAAAGGAGAAGCGUCAUGCGAAUGUUCAAUAUGUAAACGGAUAUUUUACUGUAAGGAGAGGCUCCGUUCUCAUUUCCGGAUGCACCGACAGUGUAAAAAAUGUCUUCAAACAUUCACAACAGAGACUAAACUCAGAGAACAUCGAGAAAAUUGUGUCGUCGAAACCAAGGAGCAAUCGUUGUUCGAAUGUUUCAUUUGUAACAAAAGUUUUGAAAGCAAAGUUCGAUUAAGUUCACAUUCACGCUCACACAAACCCAGAACCAUUCCGUGUGACGUAUGUCCCAAAUCAUUCUCAUCUAAGCGGAAUCUGAAGAUGCAUCGUAUGAGACACUCGGCCAGUGCGUUAACAAAAGUGAAAUGCGACAUUUGUGGGUUACUAGUGCGCCCGUUAAAAAUGAAACGACAUUUAGAAGCUCACGAUCGUGGCGAGGCUUUGACCUGUUUAUACUGUAAAAAAUGUUUUGUUGAUGGUAAAACACGCGAGAAACAUGAAAUGACUCACAUUAAUUCACAAAUAGAGGAAAAACGCUACAAGUGCGAGUUAUGUAACCGAAUGUUCGCUACAAUCAGCAAUGUCACGAGGCAUAAAAAAAUCCACACAGGUGAAAAGUCGUUUCUGUGUAACAUUUGUGGAGAGGGAUUCGGUCAGUACAGUCAACUCCAGGUCCACAACAGAAUUCAUACGGGGGAACGACCCUUCGCGUGUAAGAUUUGUUAUAAAACUUUCACCUCGAACUACGUUCUACAGAAUCAUUAUCGCAUCCAUUCCAAUGACCGUCCUCACACCUGUGAUGUGUGCGGAUUAUCUUUUAAAUCUCCGUUUAAUUUUAAACGGCAUUCGCAGAAACACACAAAUCCUCGACCCUAUAAAUGUUCUGUUUGUGGUAAAGAUUAUACUAAAAAAUAUAUUCUGAAAAAUCAUAGUUGUCGACCUAAACAUUGAUUGAUCGAUCGACUGAUUGAUUGAUGUCCAAAAAGUCAUCUCAGUAAGAUCAGUCCAGGAUUGACCAUUAAGUAGAAUAAGAACAUGUUAAGGGUCCCUACAGAGUUUUUUCCAGUGCCAGAUUUAACAUGGAUUAUAGUUCAAAUGUUGUAUUUGAACAAGGGUUCACAAUAAAUGAAAAAAAAUUACUUAUAUAUAUAUAUAUGGAAGGUACCAUAAGUUUUUUAGUGCUCAGGGUCGCUAAUGGUCUCAAUCCAGCCCUAAGCAGGAUGUGUUAAACCCUAUAUUGUAGCAUUUUACAAAAACAUUCACAGAGCUGUGGACUAGAUAUUUGGUAAAAUGAUGAGUUGACAGUGAUAUCUUAAAACCAGUAAAUUUUAGAUUUUCCAUGAUGUGACUUGAGAGUCACACUGGCUCGCUAGCCCAGAGGUCGUGUGAGCACUCGCGGUGUUUGCCGAGAAAGUUGAUCAGGAUUUGUCGUCGUUUCCCUUUUUCAGUGGUGGUGCAGGACGGAGGACUUAAUAUUGGUUGAAACUAUCAAAUAAAAAAAGAACGGUUGAUAAAUAUUAUGACAAGAUAUUCUGUCAGUCCUAACACCACACUCUCUAUUUAAAAGAUUAAUCAUCUUCUUUAUCACUGGAUCCGAAUAACAAAAUCUAAUCACACACAGGUCUUGAAUAUGUUUUUCACUCUCCUUCCAACGCUGGAGCACUUGGGUACUUACCUACAUAUACAUCGAUUUCAACUCCCAAACGAUUCCAUCUUCACUUGUUUAAUUCUACUGACAUGUCCUUUGGUCCAUAUUCUGAUUGCUGUGAAGUGUAUUUGUAGCCUAUACUUCUUAGAUUUUGAUGUCUUUCGUGCAAGUAUCAUAACAUAGGAUUAUGUUGCUGUCACAAUCUGUAUAGAAAUCAGAUUUCGAACUUUGAAGUCUGCCAAUAUUUCACCCCUUCCCCGUGCCUAAAAAAUAUAUAUGAAAAUAUUUAGCACUCAAUUAAACAUUUUGGGUUUUAAUUUGCUGUUUAAUACACGUUGACUUUCCUCUGUUAAAAAAAUACCCCGUCGGGAUCUGAAACCCUCCAUUGGGAGUGUAGCUUUAGAUUCCUGUACAUUUCUUGAUUCUUUUACCAUGUCUCCUGAUUUCUAUAACCUGUGUCUUGAAUUCUAUAUAUCCUGUGUCCUUUAUUCUAUAUACUCUAGGAUCUGUGUCCUGAAUUCUAUAAACCCUGUGUCCUGAAUUCUAUAAACCAUGUAUGUAUCUUUUCCACAUCAAAAAAAUAUAUAUUAGCCAAUACGUACGACUCAACCAAAUUGUAAUUGAUCUAUAUUUGGUUCAGGUGGUAUUAAAGAAAUAGUAUUUUGUGUUAUUGGUUGAAAUCUUUCAUUUGUUGAUCUAUUAGUUUUCCUUUCUGAUGAAUGUAGAUGCGUCUUCUCUGUUACAAAUAUUAUGAUAUAUCAAACUCGUCAUAUAUUCAUGGUGUUUGCAACAGUAUCUACAAUAUCUCUUAUUGUCUAUAUUCAAUGAAUUUGAAAAAAUGUUUUCAGGCAUACAUCGAUUCUUCCUGUGUUUGUGUGACGACAUUCCCUUUAAGUGUUUCUAUGUAAGAUCAGAACUCCUAUAAAUUGGCAUAAAAUUAAAAUUGUUUAAUGUUAGUUCAUGUUCAGCUAAGUCAAGUAGUCUCAUUUUAACAUGAGUAUCACUUUUCCCCUGCACUAUUCUGUCACAUAAUAAAGAGGUUUCCAAAUCCUCUCUGCUUCCCACUAGCUGUCCUUCAAUCACAGGUCUGUCUCCAUCUCUAGGUCUUGCUCUCGCAGCAGACUUAAACUCAGAAGGGUUGUAGAGUUUAAUGCCACCUGAUCCUUAUAAUAAAAGAUUUACCUUCCACUUACAGUUAACCAAACUGUUUUCUAAAUCUUUUGCGAUUAUGUUUACUUCAAAAGUUUGUUUCCAUGCCUUCCAGGGUUAUCUGUUUCUAUUGGUUUAAACCGAGGAAGAACUUCCAUUUUGAUGGAGCAAGAAAACUAAAUGCUCUUGCCCCCCCCGCAAAUGUUGUGAUACUCCACAUCUUUGUUUCAAAAAUGUCCCUCUAAUUUGCUUGGAAAAUGCAAUUUGAGGGUCAUUUUGACACAAUUUGGCAUAAAGAACAGUAUAUUAUCAAAUACAGAUAUAAAUUAUAAGUUAAAAUAAUGGUAGAUUUGGGUGAAUCGUGUUAGCCCGGCUGUUGUGCAGCAAUUCUAUUGGUUAACAUUUGAUUCAGUGGGGUAGUGUGUCUAUGUGUGUCUAUUGUAGGUGGGUACUUUAAAGUUGGGUCUAAAUCCACCAAGUAAAUCAAUGCAGAUGUGUCCAGUCCAUCAUGGUCUGUAGUUUCCACUCUCUGUUUAAUUCUAGCUGAAGCGAGCUCGGUUUGUAGGUCAACAUUCCUGGCCUUUAGCUUUGUCAUGUCUUUAUCUUGCUCGAGUUGUUCGGUUUUCAACUUCAUCUCAGCUGAUUGAUGUAUCCUCUGUUUUAACUAGCUGUACACUGCCAUUCUUACCUCAUGUAUCUUAUCUCGUCGAUCGUUUGGUAGGGUUGGAGAAAGUUCAUAGGGAUUUCCCGACAUGGUUUCCCCUUGUCAGUGGUGCAGGAUGGAGGGCCUGACAAGGACAGCUGUUUUAAUUACAAGCUGGGAUCUAUGGUUGCUCAGUGACUAGAGAGAGAGAGAGAGAUGGGGUUUAAUGUCCACUCGACAUACACUAGGUCAUUUCGGGACUAACACAUGGUUCAAUUUUAUUUCAAUAAUUUGCUUGCGCGUAGGGGUCUUUAGCAGUGGGAGGAAACCGGGGGACCCAGAGAAAACCCACGCAGUUGGACAGGCAACCCUACUCCUUGUCACGUACAAGCAGGGAAUCAAAACCCCGCCAGUUGACUCAAUGACAGACCGUAUCAUACAGCGCACGCGUGCUAACCAUUCAGCCAUCCACACACACACACACACACCCCCCCCCCCCCCCGCUCAGUGACUAAGGCGCUGGCUCGCUAGCCUGGAGGUCGCUGGUUCGCUCCUGGUGUUGGCCGAGAAAGUUCAUCCCGAUUUUCUGACAUGGAUCCCCCUUGUCCGUGGUUCAGGACGGAGGGCCUGACAAGGACAGCUGUCUAGUCACUCAGAUGCGAUGAAAAACCAAGGUUCCGUGUAGACAAUGGCAUGCACGUAAUAAAAGAUCCCUUAGCAGUAGGCCACAGUGCCGCUGCCUGGGCAAAAUUUCUCUCAUAGCACACUGUAUGGUCUAUGCUGGUCUUCAUUAGCCUAGUAUAGGAGCGGAACAGUGGGACGUUUAACCCCAUUUCAUUUCAUUCUGGUAGUGUUGGAAAUUCUGAUUGUUCUGUUUUUGAUUUCUCCUUUCUCUAAAGGGACAGCAUCUGUUGUACUGUUUGGUCAGUUUCUGGUAAGUUUCUGGUACUAUUUCAUCACCACCAAGGAUUAAUGAUUCAAUCCUUAGAAAGUAUCGGAAACUUCUGUUGUGGAUGUAUUUAUCUCAACUGCAGUCUUAGCCAGAUCGUUGGAAAAAAAGAGUUCUCCAUAUUUUCUUGUCUGUCUCUCAUGAAUUGGGAUUUACUUUAGAUGGAUGAACUAAACGCAACUCUGAGACCUCCUACCUCUCCUUGUCAUUUUGUGGGUCUAUUCUUUUCAAUGAUAAUAUUCUAUAAUAUCUGCCUGAGUCUGUCUGUUUCUGUAGUUGUCAGUCCUUGUACAUGUAUUUGAACAGGCAUCAACUUCUGUCAUAGUCACAAUUUCAGAGUGUAAAUCUGUUCUGUUCUUGUCCGUAAAUCUAGAACCAUUCAUCUUAUUUUGGUCUUGCCAGUUUCAGUAACUGACCCUUUUGAAUUUAAUCCAAAGUCAUUUCUUCACUAAAAAAAAAAAUGUAUCCUUACACUGAAAAAAAAAACUUGUGUUUAAACAACACAAACUUGUGUUAUUUUCAACACAAGUUAGGUGUCUCUAUUUAACAACACAAACUGUCAGUGGUGUAGUCGCACAGUUGGGAGGACAAACCAAGGUCUCAUAUACACUUUAAAGAACCCUUGACAUGUUUAAUAAAAGAGUAAGUUGUAGCAAGGCUGCCAGGUCACAAUUAUCUUAAUAACAUAAAAAAGUAGGAUGUUAAACCCUAUUUCAUUUUAUAAGCAAGGAAAAGUCACUUUAAUGUACCUCAGGUUUUUUUUUUGUAAUUCUGUGUAUCUACCUACAUUUGGUUUCUAGAUAUUGCCUAUUUAAUACUUUAUGAUUUACGACCAAAUUCUAAGUGAUUUAUAGGUCACUUUACAAUCUAUAUUUUACACAAAUUUCUGGAGAGAAUUAAAAUAUAGUUGUGUUUAGGAAGGAUAUUUAACAUUAAAAACAAAAAAAAUAUUUAAAUAACCCGUCAAAUGCAACAGAUAACUUAUUAGCUUUUACAGUCACUGCAUUCUUUUUUAGAAUUAUAAAGUAAUUUGAUGUCUUUAUGUUCAAAAGGUAUAUGGUUGGCACUCUCGAACUUAAUCCAAAAUGAUUUCUUCAAUAAAAAAAAAUGUUAAAUACAAGAUAGUGUUUUUUUUAAGAACAUUUCAUUCUCAAAGACACCAUAGCCUGUAUUUCUCACAGACACCAUAGCCUGUAUUCUUCACAGACACCAUUGCCUGUAUUUCUCACAGACACUGUAGUCUACCAAUAUCCCCCCGUCCCUUCUCCCGUGCCUAAAAAAUAUAUAAGCCAAUAUUUAGCACUCAAUUAAAUGUUUUGGGUCUUACCGUGUUAUACAGGUUAAUCUUCCUCUGUUAAAAAUAUCCCGUCAGGAUCUGAAUCUCUCUAUAGGGAGCGUAGCUUUAGACUCGGUUAAAAAUAUCCCGUCAGGAUCUGAAUCUCUCUAUAGGGAGCGUAGCUUUAGACUCGGUUAAAAAUAUCCCGUCAGGAUCUGAAUCUCUCUAUAGGGAGCGUAGCUUUAGACUCGGUUAAAAAUAUCCCGUCAGGAUCUGAAUCUCUCUAUAGGGAGCGUAGCUUUAGACUCCUGUACAUCUCUUGAUUCUUUUACCAUGUCUCCUGAUUUCUAUAACCUGUGUCCUGAUUUCUGUAAUCUGUCUCCUGAAUUCUAUAUACCCUGUGUCUUGAUUUCUAAACCCUGUGUCCCAAAUUCUAUACCCUGUGUCCUGAAUUCUGAACCCUGUGUCCCAAAUUCUAUACCCUGUGUCCUAAAUUCAAUACCCUGUGUCCUGAAUUCUAUAUACCCUGUGUCCUGAAUUCUGUAUACCCUGUGUCCUGAUUUCUAAACCCUGUGUCCUGAAUUCUAUAUACCCUGUGUCCUGAAUUCUAUAUACCCUGUGUCCUGAUUUCUUCUCCCUAAUUAUGUGUUGAUAAAAGAACAUCAAUAGUAUGACUGUCUUAAGGAGACUUUAAAACCCAUUCCAUUGAAAUGGGCGUUAAAUCUCGUUUCUCGUUCAUUCUAUUGUAAGAAUAUACAUGUGUACCGUAACUGUAUUAUAAAAUAAACAAUAUAUCUGAA
Messenger RNA from Patella vulgata (common limpet), 7555 nucleotides. RefSeq names its product gastrula zinc finger protein XlCGF26.1. The coding region runs from base 332 to 2041 and encodes 569 amino acids. Gene Ontology annotation, molecular function: RNA polymerase II transcription regulatory region sequence-specific DNA binding; protein binding; DNA-binding transcription factor activity, RNA polymerase II-specific. Gene Ontology annotation, cellular component: nucleus. Lineage: Eukaryota; Metazoa; Mollusca; Gastropoda; Patellidae. The record is from RefSeq and is a predicted model, not a curated record. The transcript is spliced from 6 exons. Gene Ontology annotation, biological process: regulation of transcription by RNA polymerase II.